CAUUUUUUGACAUUCGUUGUAAUGUGUUAAGGAUUAUUUUAAGGGAACAAUAUUAUUAAUAUUAUGUAUCCUGAUAUCGCGUGGAUAAAUUCACUUAGUAUUUAAUUAUUCAUAGGCUACGCAUAAAUAAUCCGUCAUUUAGGAUUCAUCAUGAAUCACAUAGAAACGAAAAUACAAUUGUAUAUUUCAUAGUGUUUAAUAUAUUCACAUAUUUCUUAAUGGUCAAAUGUGGAGAAUUAAAAAGACUACCACAGUUAUUGGUAUGGUCACCUGAGGGAAGACAAUUUAUUUGAUAGCCAGAAGAAUCAAAUAUAAAUUUUAUAAUAUUACCAACUUUAACAAAGCGGAUGGUCGGCGAAGCAAAACUACAUAUUAUAAGGACAAUCUUGAUUACGAGGAUAUAGCGAAAUAAGAAAGAUGCCAAAAGAACGAAGGUUUCACACUGAACGAAGCGAUAUUAAACCAACCAGUAAUUUCUAUAAAUCAAAAGAAAAGAAAAAACAACAGAUGAUACCGUUAGCAAGAAAAUCUACGAGUAUUUUAAGUAUAAAAUCAAAGGAACGCUCCCCAACAUCACUACGGCGAAAAGACCUUAAAUCGUUGAUGUACCUACACAACAACAUCACAGAAGACCAGACGCAAGUCGGUUUAAAAUCAUGUCUCUCAUCACAGAGGCAAUGUGACAAAAUAAAGAUGAAAGUUAAAUUUUACUUAAAAAAAGACAAAGACGGCAAAUUGGGCCACCCUUCCCGGACUAAGUCGGCUCAUAGCUUUAAUAAGAAGAAUACGAAAUCCCUUGACUUGAGCUCACCUAAAUCUCAACAAAAAACAAAGACAAAAUUUAAUAAAAUGCGUAUGGCUGGCGACAUUCCCUGCAAGCAAAAUGAUGUCAAACAAAAAAAGCAGACUGAAAAAUCAGAGCACAAAUCUUACAUAAACUCAUCAUCUCUAAAGAGAAAUUUAGCAAGAACUAUGAAAAACCUAAUCAUUGAAAAAUCGAAGCAAUUAUCGGAUACCAGUUUAAGCCAUCAACAUGAAUCUUUUAAAUUAAAACACAAUAAUAGCUAUUCGUCGAUUACUAAGUACCAAAAGUUUAAAAAUCGGUUGAAUAAAAGUAAUUUAAAAUCCCAUCUAUUUCAUCAAGGCACGGGUAAACAUGUUGAAAAUACUUCUAGUCGCACACUUUUUUAUAGCUUCAAGAACCAAAUGCUGCCAGUAAAACACGAAACACGAUUAGAUAGAUCACUCGGCAUGCCUCCAGCAAAAAAAAUACACCGAGUUUCGAGUAAUGUCGACCAUGGAAAUAAAAAUGUAAAGAUUGCCCGUGAGCUGGCUAAACAUGUCACAAAGAAAGAACAUAAUUUCCCAAAAAACAAUUUAUCUGCUGUGUUUUAUCAAGACAUUUGUGUGACUGGAAAAAAAUUAAAGUUGUGGAAAAAUAACCAUACAAAAAGACGUCCUAUAUCUUUACAAAUUGGGCGAAAGCAAACGCCUCCCAGUCGUGGUUCCGACCACAAUAAGCCAAGUAAAAUUAAAAAAGUUCAAACAUUCUGUGGACACAAAGAAAAAACAAGCAUAAUCUUACGCAAAAACGAGGUUAUCAGUUUAGACUCAUUACAAUUUCCUGACCGUAAGUUUUCAGAUUAUUCAUCAACAUUUAUAAGGCUAACUAGUGGUGAUCCCAAACAUAAACACAGUAAAAGUGACUGUUUUAUAUUUAAGGAAAUGCCAAAGAAAGGAAAGAGGUCCAUACAUUUUAACGAAGCUAAUAAAUAUGCUCAACCUAAACACGAACCUAAUGCCAGCCAGAAGGUGUCUCGUUCAAUAUUACGGCCAACAAAAAAAGAAUUAUGGGAUGAUCUUUUAAAUUCUUCUAAUAGAGCACGACACCAAGAAGGCGAUACAUUCCAGAAAUUUCCUCGCCAGAAGGAACACGCAUUGGUAAUUAAAGAUACAUUAGAAAAUUUACAUUCUAUACAAAAGAAAAUGAAAAAAAUAGAAUGGUCAGACAGUUGCGCUGAGAAUUCUAAAAAUGGAGCGCAUAAAACCUCGCGUAGGUCACGCUCUACAUUAGCCAUACAAAGUAAACUAACGGAUAAAAUAUCAAGAAUUUUUAGUAAAAUGAGUAUAAGGAAGAACAAGUCGAUGCCCAAAAUAAAACUGCAGACAAAACUAUUAAAACAGAAUCAGUCUCCAACCAUAUCCAAAGAAUGUCAUACGUCCAAGGAUUAUAAUACUGAUGACAAGGGAUGUAAAAUGAAAAAGGAAGACAAAGAAUGCGCCUGUAAUAUACAUGAUGCAAAUAAUCCAGGAGAACGACCAGCAAACAGAAGAGAUUUCGCGUAUAGAAAGAGCGGUCAAUGCCAAACUAGCGAUACAAUCGAUAACCGUUACCACUACAAUGAGUUUAUUACAAACAAGUCUGCUGAGUGGACACAGACAGGACCAAUAAAUGAGAAAGGAAAUAUGGGAUCAUCUGGACAUCGAAGAAAGGAUUCAUGCUCAUGCGAAAAGUCUCAAAUUUGUUUAAGCCCAAAUUACUCCAAUUAUAAAAACGGGUGGAUCAUGGAUCAUGGCGAUAUUAAUUGUGUAGGAAAUAGAUUUUCUAAUAAAGAACUCCGUUUAAACCCAGAUAAAAUGGAUUACAGAAUAAUUCGGCCUGAUGUUCUGGGAAGUGAACACCAGUCUCAAAAUAAUUCGUCGAAAUUUGGUGCAGCACCAACAGAACGGGGAAAUGUGUCAAAUUUAGCGAAACAAUUUUCUGAUAGCACUAAUUUCCCAGAAAAUUAUUUCGAUUUAGACAAACAUGGGGAGGGAGGUUAUCCUAAGUUCCAUUUGGGGCCAAGCAAUUCUUUUAAUAUGAAUGAAAGUCGAUAUUUAGAUAAAACAGUAAAAGGGAAUGGGAGUAUACAAGUUAUAAAAGGCCCAAUGGAUAGAAUACCGAAGAAAGAUUCUAGAGAAUUACCCUACAGCUCAAAAAACCGUCAUAAAAAAGGAGGAAACUAUAAUCAAGAGGGUAACAUAAUUCAACUUACUAAUUUUGAUGAUGACGAAAAAAAUUACUCUUUAAGGGAGGACUCGUCCCAAGAAUUAAGAAAAAUCAAUUAUAAAAGCAGCGAAAGAAGUAUAACAGAGCAACAAUCUACAAAAAGGUAUAGUACCACCGACCAGCAGCAUGAUGACGUAAUUAAUGUUAAAACUACUAAUGCUCCAAUUAAUAUAUCAAAAUCAAAAGCCAUAAAAAACCCAUCGAGUGAAUCUAAGUUCUCUAAGAACAUGCAACCUUCCAGAGACUUUGCUAAGUCGUCGAUAAGUGUAUUAUCAGCGACAAAUUCCGCACAACAAAUUAGAAACAUAAUGGAACAAGAAUCAAAUAUGACUUUAAAGGAAGUAUCCCUGGAAUUAUUGGAUUCUUUAACUAGAAAUAAUGCAGAAGAAAAAUCGUUACAAACUCAAGCACCCGGAGUUUCUAUAAAGGUUCCACCGAUUAAACCAAAAUUCAGAAGGGAAAGUCAAAUGAAGCAUAAGUCAACCAUUAAAAAGUUAUGGUAUAAAUUCCUAGAAACUCCAAGACCACCAGAGAAAUUACCUCCGACUAAGAAUAAAAAUCUCAAGUUGUUAUACGAUGGUAAAACACCCAUAGAUUCCUUAGACAAAAGAAAAACACAAAAUACACGACCGGUAAAAAGAAACAAAAACUCUAGGGAUGCUGCAUCAGCAAUGCAACCAAUUCGAAGCAAUUAUCAACUUAAAAUUCAAAACGCAGUAGCACAGCAGAAUACUAAUAUGGCGGAAAGUAAGUCACGGACUUGGUCCACCAAAAAUCAUAUCGAGUCACGAUCUGAAAAAGAAAGAAGUAAUCACAGAAAACCCAGAAUGGAACACACCGGUUUGAGAUCCAGUAAAUCAUACGAAAAGACGGAAAAAUCGAAUAAGAGAACUGGUACAAAUAGACUGCACAUUAAAAAAAGGAACAAAAGCAGUCAAGAUGAGCCAACAACAUUUUUAGAAAAAAUUUGGUCCAUUUUAGUGACGAAACGCAAACGAGUGGACAGGAAUCGACGUAAAGUUAAAUAUCUUGAAAAUUAUAAUUUAGAAAAGUGUCAAUCGACUGAAAGAAAACCGAGCCAAUGUAAAAGUAUACAUGAACUCUGUAAACAAAAACGCAGUUCUACUGUAGCAUUAGCAGCAAAUGAAACCACUUCCAGAUCGAAGACUCAAGAUUUUCUGAUUCGCAAUGAAUUUAGAACAGAAUUAAUACAAGAAAAUAAUUUUAAGAAUUGGGGUCAAAAAUUUGGAAAUAUGAUUCAUACGGUGUUGCCCUGGAAGGACAAGACUGAAAAUAAAACUAAGAAAAGAUUACCACAAAGACGAAAAGAUUCUGUGGAAGUUAGAUCUAUACAAACACGCUUAGAUAGGCAAACUAGAAGUGAACAUAAAUCAACAGGCUCGUCUAAAAAGUUCGUACCAGAGAAACUGCAUUGUUUAUCACCUGAUCAAAUCAUCUCUGAAAUUAGAAAUGUAAAUACGAGCGUUAAACGAUUUUGUAUAAGUCCAGAAACAAAAUUAAAAAAUAUAGAACCUUUGAUAAAGUCUAUUAAUCCUAAUAAAGUACAUGUUCAAAUUAAAAACAAACGAAAAGAGUUACACUUUAUAAACGACGAAAAGCCAAAAGCUGCAGGCGACCAUCCGUGUGCGUGUUCUUUGCCUUCAGACAAAAAACUUGCUGGACCAAAAGCUGUCGACAAAUUUAUUCGUCCUGAAUGUCCUAAAUCACAUGUACAUGCAAGUAUGAGGGAUAAACUUAAGGAUAAGGAUAGGAGUAGACAGAAGGACACGAGAGCAAGUCUGCCAUGCGUCUGUGAACAUAGAAAAGCUGUUGUACGUAAAUUAUCUGAUACUUUUUGUAAUUUGAGGGCCCUUUUUCCAAAUCACAACGAUUGUGAAUGUCCGGCGCCUGUAGCGCCACGACCACGGCCACCCGGACGGCUACAUAUAAGUAACCGGCCAACCACCUGUCUUGUCCCUAAGCGCCCAAACCCUGAAACAUGUGAAUGUAUAAGUCAAACAGCGGCAACACCAGGGAAAGUAGAAAAAAAAAAUACAGGCAAUAUAUGUGUGUGCAGCUUAAAGAACGUGUGUCAAUGUUUUGAUCAACCUCUAGAAUGUAUAUGUAAAUGUCGCGAAGCAUUGAUUAAAAGAAAACCAGUGGUAAAAAAGAAGCCGCCAAAACCAAAGAAGAAGAAAGAGCCUAAGAAAAAAAAACCCAAGAAAAUCCUGGCGGUCCUAGAUCCUGGUGGCGGGCUAAGUCCCAAUAUAAUUGGGAAAGGCCUAUGUCCAGCGACGGACCUCGAUACGCUGAAUUGA
Molecule: messenger RNA, 5367 nt
Organism: Trichoplusia ni (cabbage looper)
Lineage: Eukaryota; Metazoa; Arthropoda; Insecta; Lepidoptera; Noctuidae
Exons: 3
Coding region: 418-5367 (1649 amino acids)
Source: RefSeq, a predicted model, not a curated record